Fusarium venenatum is the source of this 753-nucleotide messenger RNA. Its product is annotated as trypsin-like cysteine/serine peptidase domain-containing protein. Gene Ontology annotation, biological process: proteolysis. Lineage: Eukaryota; Fungi; Ascomycota; Sordariomycetes; Hypocreales; Nectriaceae. Gene Ontology annotation, molecular function: serine-type endopeptidase activity. The record is from RefSeq and is a predicted model, not a curated record.
AUGGUCAAGAUCGCUGCCCUCGUUGCCCUCGUGGCCCCUCUCGUUGCUGCUGCUCCCCAGGAGACUCCCCAGAUCGUUGGCGGAACUUCUGCCGGUGCUGGCGAGUUCCCCUUCAUCGUCAGCAUCACCAACAACGGUGGCCCUUGGUGCGGUGGUACUCUCAUCAACGCCAACACUGUCUUGACCGCUUCCCACUGUGUCCAAGGCCGAUCUGCCAGUGCCUUCGCCAUCCGUGCUGGAUCUCUUUCUCGCACCUCUGGUGGUGUCACCUCUCGUGUCUCCAGCAUCAGAAUGCACCCUAGCUUCAGCGGUUCCACCCUUGACAGCGAUGUCGCUCUCCUGAAGCUUUCCACUUCUAUUCCCGCCAGCGGCUCCAUCUCUUACGGUCGUCUUGCCGCCUCUGGCUCUGACCCUGCUGCUGGUGCUCAACUCACCGUUGCUGGUUGGGGAGCUACCUCUCAGGGCAGCGGCACCAGCCCUACCAACCUUCUCAAGGUUACCGUUCCCGUUGUCUCUCGUGCUACUUGCCGAUCUCAGUACGGCACUUCCGCCAUCACCAACAACAUGUUCUGUGCUGGUUUCACCCAGGGUGGUCGCGAUGCUUGCCAGGGUGACUCCGGUGGUCCCAUCGUUGACACUUCCAACACUGUUGUUGGUGUUGUCUCCUGGGGUGAGGGCUGUGCUCAGCCCAACAAGUCUGGUGUCUACGCUCGCGUUGGCAGCCUCCGAUCUUUCAUCGACAGCAACGCCUAA